This is a messenger RNA of Exophiala spinifera, 1347 nucleotides long. RefSeq lists its product as uncharacterized. The transcript is spliced from 2 exons. NCBI's taxonomy places the organism in Eukaryota, Fungi, Ascomycota, Eurotiomycetes, Chaetothyriales, Herpotrichiellaceae. The record is from RefSeq and is a predicted model, not a curated record. Bases 1 to 1347 code for a protein of 448 amino acids. Gene Ontology annotation, biological process: siderophore biosynthetic process.
AUGUCCUCAGCAUCGACACCAUCCCCACCGCCGCACAAGUAUCCGCCUGUUAAGUUACCACACCCAUACCUCACAGCAUAUCGAGUUCACGUCGUUGAACCGUCAUCACCCACCAAGCUCACCUUGGUUCAUGAAGGUCAGCCCUCGGGGACAAAUUCUCUGCCCAAGCCACUGCACUCCGACACACUCACUUGGACUGAGCUCUCCUUUGGCCCAAAGUCAGAGUGGCCUCCUUUGUCCAACAACAGUGCCUGGGCGCGAGCACGUCGAAGUCCUGGGACAGUGUUUGAAUGGACCGAAAGCAGCCCACCGUCACUCGGCCAGAUCUGGAACGUGGUUCACGCAAUCUACCUUGGUCACCCUACCAACGAGUACUUCCGGCUGAGUCUGAACGGGUCAGGCAAAGACGUCGUUCGAACGGAACUACUCACAACCGGACUGGCGAUCGAGUACCCCAAGGCAUGGCGUCCCGGCGACGAUAAAGAUUUCCGAUCUGACGAGCUGUUGAUCUUGAGAAGUUCGUUCUGGCAGGGGGCCGGUUCUCCUUUGGGCCCUCGUCCAAUCUGGGCAGUCGGCGACGGCACAGACGGCGCUCUGCGGGAGUCACUAGGCCAGUACGCCAUUAUGCCUGAGAACUACCACUUCACCAUGAAAUUCCCCGACGAGCCAAUCUACACGCGCCACCCUAUCCGUAGACCAAAGCCGCAUCCUGGCUCGAUCGCCUACAGCCGCUACAUUCCAGAACUCGACGAACACUUCUCGCUCGAGGUGGUAGACUGGCAGAACGCGGAGCACCUCAAGUUGUUCAAUACGUGGCAGAACGACCCCCGUGUUGCUCAGGGCUGGAAUGAGACCGGCACACUAGACCAGCACCGCGAGUACUUGAGAAAAUUGUGGUUCGAUCCUCAUGUCCUGUGCCUGUUUGGACGGUUCGACGACACGCGGUUUUCGUACUAUGAACUAUAUUGGGCCAAGGAGGACCACUACGGCGCUCACUACGACGCAGGAGAGUACGAUCGUGGACGCCACUCGCUGGUCGGCGACGCCUCGUUCCGCGGCUCCCGCAGGGUGAACGCAUGGUACUCGAGCUGCAUCCACUACUGUUUCCUGGACGACCCGCGCACGGCGAAUGUCGUCGGAGAGCCCAAGGCCGCCGGCGCCACGAUUCUGUCGUACGAACAGUCGCAGGGCCUGGUGAUUGGCAAGUACGUCGACCUGGGCCACAAGAGGUCGGUCCACUCGGUAUGCAGUCGCGAAAAGUGGUUUCAGUUAUGUCCUCUGUUUUGGGACGGAAGGGAACGACCAUUAGAGUCGGCGGACCGUGCAGCAUGGAAUGCAAAACUCUAG